Solea solea (common sole) is the source of this 2011-nucleotide messenger RNA. RefSeq names its product forkhead box I3b (gene foxi3b). The record is from RefSeq and is a predicted model, not a curated record. Gene Ontology annotation, biological process: anatomical structure morphogenesis; cell differentiation; regulation of transcription by RNA polymerase II. Gene Ontology annotation, molecular function: RNA polymerase II cis-regulatory region sequence-specific DNA binding; DNA-binding transcription factor activity, RNA polymerase II-specific. NCBI's taxonomy places the organism in Eukaryota, Metazoa, Chordata, Actinopteri, Pleuronectiformes, Soleidae. The transcript is spliced from 2 exons. Bases 197 to 1372 code for a protein of 391 amino acids.
ACAGACAACAAAGGGGUAGUGAAGAGUAGCCUAAUACUUGGAAAAGACUUGCAUUCUAUUACUAACAAAGGACUGAACAAGGACUUUCAGGGGCUGACAGAAUUGCCACAAAACUUGUUUGGUAUCAACAGAAAGUGCAUCGACAGUCAAGAAGUUCAGAAGAGAGAGACACCGAAAGGUGAGAGGAAAUUUUGAAAUGUCUUCAUUUGAGACUCAGGGCCAGUCUCCUCCUCGAUGUGGCCCACAGUUCCCCAGUCUGGGACAGGAGCCACCUGAGCUCAGCAUGUACAGUGACUGUUACUACCCUCCUCCUUCACUGCCGAGUCCUCAGCGCACCACUCCGACAUCCUACGAUCUGAGCGACUACACCACCUCCUCCCCGAACCCUUACCUGUGGUUCAACGGCUCUGGGAUCAACACACCACCGUACUUGGCGACGACUGGUCCCUCUGGCAAUCCCGGCCCUCCCUUUGUUCCUCAGCACUAUGGCAUGCAGAGGUCUUACCUAGGUCCAGCUGGAGCUGGAGGCCCAGGAGGGGAGCUGAGCUGGUUCUCUCUGCCCUCACAAGAAGACCUGAUGAAACUGGUUAGGCCCCCUUACUCCUACUCUGCUCUGAUUGCCAUGGCUAUCCACGGAGCGCCAGACAAGAGACUGACGUUGAGUCAGAUUUACCAGUACGUCGCUGACAACUUCCCCUUCUACAACAAGAGUAAAGCAGGCUGGCAGAAUUCGAUCAGGCACAACCUGUCACUCAACGACUGCUUCAAAAAAGUGCCAAGAGAUGAGGAUGAUCCAGGAAAGGGCAACUACUGGACGCUUGAUCCAAACUGUGAAAAGAUGUUUGACAACGGAAACUUCCGCCGCAAAAGAAAGAGAAAGUCUGACACCCUCCCCGGUGGUGACGGCAGUUCAGGGGCUCCAGAAUCAGGCGACAGUGAGAGAGGCAGCCCCAAACAUUCUGGAAACCCUGCCCUUAGCAUGUCCCCCACACCUGACAGGAUCCCAUCGCCUACAUCGUCGGGUCCUGCACCUUGUCUGAGUAGUUUCUUGUCUGAAAUGUCUGGUGUGACGUCUGCGUCAGCCACCGAGGUGGGAGGCGAUGGGUUAAGCCGGCCACUGCAGAUUAAUCUUCCUUUAGAUGGGCCCAGACCUGCACAGCCUGGAAGCUUUAUUAACUACUCCCCCAACUCAGUGGGGCCAGAGUGGGUACCUCAAGUGCCAGCUCCCCCUGUGCUCUCUUCAUCACCUACCCACUCUUCCUUAGGGUACACUAGCCCCAUUCUCAGCCAGUACACUGGCUCCAAUGGGCAUUUCUACCCCACACUGGGCUCAACGGGAAUCAUCUAUCAUCGAGAGGGCACAGAGGUGUGAUAAGACAAUAUGACAGGGAAAAAGUUUGGCUUGAAAAGACUCUUGACAGGAAGUUAUACUUGUCUGUCUGUUACCUGUGUUUUUAGAGAGGUUCUCAUGUGAAAGACAAUACACACACACACACACACACACACACAGCAUGUUUGCGCUGACAGAGACGGUUGAGAUCUGUAGAGUGUGUGACAGCAGAGUACGGAGGCUUUGAUUCUCACAGGAACAGCUGAGUCAGCAGCAGCAGUCGACAAGUGUCCCUCCCUGAAACCGUUGUCAGCCUCUCUAUCAGAUCCUCAGUCAGCUUUUAUUCAACCUAAAGCCAGUCUCUAUCAGAUCUGACUCACUAUUAACAGAUUCUAAAUCUGAUCUGCUGACAUCAGGUCAUUCCACGCUGUGAUUCUCACACAUACAGUGCCCAGACAGCACAUUUAAAGGUGUAGUUAAAUUACAGCAUUGUCUACAUCUGAUGAACUGACAGUCUUGUAGUCGGAUUGUUCUGUGUACAUACUAUGUCUCUGUGCUGUGUAAUGUUAUACAUUUAUUAUGUUGAUUUGUUGGUGCAACUGUCAUUGCACAAAAUUGCCUUUUGAUGUACAUUGUUUUAUUUUGUGUUUUUGUUAUGAAUAAAAUUAUUUCAGAUGUCAA